Messenger RNA from Scophthalmus maximus (turbot), 1647 nucleotides. It is a transcript of the gene glrx3, whose product is annotated as glutaredoxin 3. The transcript has a single exon. The record is from RefSeq and is a predicted model, not a curated record. NCBI's taxonomy places the organism in Eukaryota, Metazoa, Chordata, Actinopteri, Pleuronectiformes, Scophthalmidae. Bases 36 to 1013 code for a protein of 325 amino acids.
GUUCGACACCGGAACCGUUGCGCAGGAGAAAAAAAAUGGCGAAUCUCGUGGAGGCGAAAACACAACAGCAGUUCGAAGGGUUCCUUGCAAAAGCCGGGAAAUGUCUCACCGUUGUGCAUUUCCAGGCGGCGUGGGCUCCCCAGUGCGGCCACAUGAACGAGGUGAUGGCCGAGCUGGCCAAGGAGCACGCGCACACCACGUUUGUGAGGCUGGAGGCCGAAGAGGUGCCCGAGGUGUCGGAGAAGUACGGGAUCUCCUCCGUCCCCACUUUCCUUUUCCUCAAGGCUGGGGAGAAGGUGGACGUCCUGGACGGGGCCCAUGCUCCGGAGCUGACUAAGAAGGUGCAGCGCUUGGCGGUGAGCGGGAGUCAGGCCGGGGCCGCGGAGGGCAGUGCCGCGGACCCGAACCAGCGGCUGAAGAAGCUGAUCAACGCGUCGCCCUGCAUGCUCUUCAUGAAGGGGUCCUCGCAGGAGCCCCGUUGCGGCUUCAGUCGGCAGAUCGUGGCCCUGCUGAAGGAGCACAACAUCCAGUUCAGCAGCUUCGACAUCCUUUCCGACGAGGAGGUGCGACAGGGGCUGAAGACCUACUCCAACUGGCCCACGUACCCGCAGCUGUACGUGAACGGAGAGCUGGUGGGGGGGCUGGACAUAGUGAAGGAGCUGGCCGAGUCCGGGGAGCUGGAGAACACCUGCCCGAAGGCUGUCACCUUGGAGCACCGGCUGAAGGCCAUCAUCAACCGGGGCGCGGUCAUGCUGUUCAUGAAGGGCAACAAGGAGGGUGCGAGAUGUGGCUUCAGCAGGCAGAUCCUGGAUAUGCUGAACGCCACCGGGGUGGAUUAUGACACCUUCGAUAUUCUGCAGGAUGAAGAGGUGCGCCAGGGCCUGAAGACUUACUCCAACUGGCCCACCUACCCCCAGCUCUACGUGAAGGGAGAGCUGAUCGGAGGUUUGGACAUAGUCAAGGAGCUGAAGGAGAGUGGAGACCUGGUGUCGGUGCUGAAGGGGGAGUCCUAGGUCGACUAACCUUGGGGGGAACGAGAAGCGACCACACGCCCACGUCGGGCCUCCUGUCACUGAUGCAAAACUACAGGAGAGCCAGGAAAUGAAAGAGACAAUUUAUAAAGAAGAAAUCAAUAAACAAAUAACUCUUAUAACUUAACUAUUGGAGCAGUUGGAUAUAGCAUCCACUUUUGUUUAAACUUGUUCUUAUGUUUCACAAAUGAAACUUCCGUUAACAAUAAGAAUUUACUUGGGAUUUCAUUCAGAUUUUUUCCAUAGCACCGUGGUGUAAUUUUUGAAAAUACAUCUUCAGAAAUGUUUAAGGUGAAAGUCAAGCGAUCCCAGUGCUUGGUCCCUAAUUUAAAACAUUUCUGCAAUUAGUGAUUUAUAUGAAAUUACCUCUUCAUUGCAAUCUGACACUGGGGAAAUGUCAGGAAUGGCUGACUUAAGUACAUAUUAUCUGGUGUGGGCAUUUCUGGGUUACAUCUGUCCUUUCCAGUAUUCACAGCCUUGCACUUAACAACAGGUUUAUAUUUCGUAAAUACUAUUUGGCCAUUGUGUAUCCAAGAAUCACCUCUGGUUUAUUCUACAUGCUUUUUUUUUGUUCAUCAGUAACAUUAUGAUUAAAAAAAUAAAAGCAUGAGAUUUU